Molecule: messenger RNA, 726 nt
Organism: Mesorhabditis spiculigera
Lineage: Eukaryota; Metazoa; Nematoda; Chromadorea; Rhabditida; Rhabditidae
Source: the annotation of a GenBank genome assembly
AUGCGAUUACUCUGGUGUAUGCAAAUCGAGGAGAAAGAUUCGAGCGUGUUCGGCCUCAAAGUUCGAAACAGACAGCUGGCCGUCUUCUUCACCCUUCUCCAGCUCUCCGUCGCCUGCAUCAGCUUUUUUCAGCACAUUUUCUCCAUCUACCGCUACCAAAACGUGUUCCUCUGCAAAUCCGACAUCGACUACGAGAAGGCCGAUUUGGAGACCCGUUUCCUCGCCUACGACAUGAUCAUCUUCGACUUUGGGCUGAUGCGUCGCGUGUUGGGCACGGACGAGUGUGUCGCGAAUUAUUUGGAUGGUGGUUACAUGCGGUUCGCCUGGUGUUUCCAGCACGCGUCCGCGUUGAGCUUGGCGUUGAUGGCGUUGCUGUGCUGUCCGAGGCCGAUAUGGCUGCUGUGGCCAGCACUAAUGAUGCAAUCCUCCUACUCCCUCGGCAUGUCGGUUUUGACGAUGGCAACAGCGCCCAAAAUUUUGGAAGCUUUGGGUGGAGCCGUCUCGAUAAAUCUUUGGAUACCAUUUCUCCUGUUUAUCGGCGGCUUUUGUGUGAAUUGGCUGUUCACGUUCGUCCUCUGGCAUCACUAUUGGCAUGUAGAACACAGGGAGGAACGGCGGAGGAAAGCGCUCAAAGAAUGCGAAAGAGAACUGGUCGGGGAUGAGGGACAAGACGAUUCUGAUGACGACGACGAUGAGGACGCCGACUGGAUAAAGCCGGAAUUUGUA